ACAAUUAUAGUCGUCUGACCAGGCUUUACCUUUCCAUCCUCUUGUUUACCACUUUAACCCCUGGUUAUUUCUAACCCCUUGCCUCUGAAUAACACUGAUUGGAUUAGGCUUGUUGUGUAAAGCUUUAAGAGUAGCUAGGAGAGCUAACGUGGACUUUAAACGUAACCUAUCGUGGUUUUUCUUAACCAUCUCCUCCUCCAACAUAUUGGCCAUAAAUUGAGCCAGAUUUUUUCUUGGAUUGCUUAUUAGAAGAGGUACGAUAAUUGACAGGGCGGGUUAGAAGUAACUGGGGAAGUGUCGUGUCACCAUAGCCUCCCUGCUGUGGGAAACCACAGCAGAUGGUGGGAUCUUUCACCUGAUUACCUUGACUGCAUAACCUCUACUUCACUCAGCGUACACCAGCACCAGCAUAACUGCAGUUAGGUUCUGAGAGGAGGACAACUUGACAUCAUUAGCACAUAACGGUGCCUGGAGUCAGGAGUGUCUGAGUUACUGAGAGCAUAGCCUCAGCACAUCAUUCUGAGACACAACAGAAAGCAGGAAUUAACAGGAAGUGAAUUUGACAUCCGACAGAAGCAAGAAACUGAGAAGUCAGGAGCUGAGAGGAGGACAACAUGGGAGUAGCUAACUCCAGAGACUACCACACGUAUCACCCCUCUCAAUCACCCAUCAAGGUGGUGCUGAAACGACGGAACGAGCCCCUGAAGAAAGAGAGCCCCAAGUGGAAGAGCGAGUAUCCCAUGACGGAGGGCCAGCUGAGAAGCAAGAGAGAUGAAUUCUGGGAUACGUCCCCGGCGUUCGACGGUCGGAAAGAGAUCUGGGACGCGCUUCGAGCUGCAGCGCUGGCGGUCGAGGUCAACGACCUGGAGCUGGCCCAGGCCAUCGUAGACGGGGCCUGCAUCACGGUGCCGCACGGCUUACUGACGGAGAGCUACGACGAGCUGGGCAACCGCUACCAGCUCCCUGCCUACACACUGGCCCCGCCCCUCAACCUCAUCAAGGAAUGCACCAAUGAGACCGAGGCCUCAGAUAAGCCUGAGAAGCAAGCCCCUCCUCCUCCUGUCAAACAGGAGUUCCAGCUGAAGGUCCGCCUGUCCUCAGGUAAGGACCUGCGUCUGACGGCCACCAUGGCCGACUCCAUCUCCCAGCUGAAGAAGCAACUGGAGGUCCAGGAGGACAUUGACGCCACCCACCAGAGGUGGUUCUUCUCUGGGAAGCUGCUCACAGACAAGACCCGGCUCCAAGACACCAAGAUCCAGAAAGACUUCAUCGUCCAAGUCAUCGUCAACCCCAACCCUCCUGUCAUCGCUACCUAGGGAGGGAGGAAGAGGAAGAGAGAAGGAGUGGGAGGGAGGAAGAAUGGGGAGAGG
Molecule: messenger RNA, 1370 nt
Organism: Hypomesus transpacificus
Lineage: Eukaryota; Metazoa; Chordata; Actinopteri; Osmeriformes; Osmeridae
Gene: ubtd1a
Product: ubiquitin domain containing 1a
Exons: 4
Coding region: 615-1316 (233 amino acids)
Molecular function (GO): protein binding
Source: RefSeq, a predicted model, not a curated record